Mobula hypostoma (lesser devil ray) is the source of this 3818-nucleotide messenger RNA. RefSeq names its product doublecortin-like kinase 1a (gene dclk1a). NCBI's taxonomy places the organism in Eukaryota, Metazoa, Chordata, Chondrichthyes, Myliobatiformes, Myliobatidae. The record is from RefSeq and is a predicted model, not a curated record. Gene Ontology annotation, biological process: neuron projection morphogenesis; intracellular signal transduction; protein phosphorylation. The transcript has 18 exons. Bases 245 to 2437 code for a protein of 730 amino acids. Gene Ontology annotation, molecular function: ATP binding; protein kinase activity.
AAUGCAAAUCACAGUUAACAGCAGAAACCGGCAGCUGCAGCCCCAGCCCCAGCCCCGUCUCUUCUCUCUCACACACUAACACAUAGAAUUGACACUGAGAGAGGCCCGGAGACACAACAAAGGCAAUCAGCAUCUCUUCUGUCACCACUUUCAUCUACACCUAAUAAAAAUAUUAAGAAGAAAUUUUCCUGAAAUAAAAGCGUCUCGAGACCCACCUACAUCUCCAGAUAUUGAUUAACUGAACAUGGAUCGAGAUUUAGAGUUCGAACAUUUUGAUGAACGAGACAAGGGAAUGAGAUACGGCAGAGCGUCCCGGCUGAACGGUUUACCCAGCCCCACACACAGCGCCCACUGCAGCUUCUAUCGGACCCGCACCCUGCAGACUCUCAGCUCCGAGAAAAAAGCCAAGAAAGUGCGCUUUUACCGCAAUGGGGACCGUUAUUUUAAAGGCAUCGUGUAUGCAGUAUCCCAGGACCGUUUCCGCACCUUCGAGGCCCUUCUAGCCGACCUGACCCGGACUCUCUCGGAUAACGUCAACCUACCCCAGGGGGUCAGGGUCAUCUACAGCAUUGAUGGCCAGAAGAAAAUUAGCAGUCUCGAAGAGUUGGUGGCAGGAGAAAGUUAUGUGUGUGCAUCUAUUGAACCAUUUCGGAAGAUGGACUACACAAAGAAUGUAAAUCCUAACUGGUCAGUGAACGUCAAAGCAACCGGAGCUGGACGCACACCAACAUCUAUCAGUAGUAGCAAAGCAAGUGCUGCUGAGGCGAAAGAGAACAAAGACUUCAUCCGCCCCAAGCUGGUGACCAUUAUCAGGAGUGGUGUGAAGCCACGGAAAGCUGUAAGAAUUCUGCUGAAUAAGAAGACUGCACAUUCGUUUGACCAGGUUCUCACAGAUAUCACUGAUGCCAUCAAGUUGGAUUCUGGAGCAGUUAAACGUUUGUACACCUUAGAUGGGAAACAGGUGAUGUGCCUUCAGGAUUUUUUUGGUGAUGAUGACAUUUUUAUUGCCUGUGGUCCUGAGAAGUUUCGUUAUGCACAGGAUGACUUCUCAUUGGAUGAAAAUGAAUGUAGAGUUGUUAAAUCUACAUCAUACACUAAAGUCCCUGGUGCCACUGGCCGAAACACCACUACAAAGAGCCCUGGGCCCUCACGGCGUAGCAAGUCUCCAGCUUCUACUGGCUCAGUGAAUGGAGCCCCUGGCAGCCAGCUUUCUACUCCACGUUCCACCAAAACACCAAGCCCAUCACCAACCAGCCCAGGCAGCCUACGCAAGCAGAAGAGCUCUCAACACAGUGGAUCCUCAACAUCUCUGGCAUCAACCAAAGUUUGUAGUUCCAUAGAUGACAAUGAGGGGCCAGGUUGCGAAGAAGUUGUGGAGGAAGAGUUCCAGGUGCCAGCAUCUAUAGCUGAACGUUACAAAGUUGGCAGAACAAUAGGGGAUGGAAAUUUUGCAAUUGUGAAAGAAUGCAUAGAAAGAUCAACCAGCAGAGAAUAUGCUUUGAAAAUUAUUAAUAAAAGCAAGUGUAGAGGAAAAGAACAUAUGAUUCAAAAUGAGGUGUCCAUUUUAAGAAGAGUUAAACAUCCAAACAUUGUUCUUUUAAUUGAAGAGAUGGAUACACCAAAUGAGCUCUAUCUUGUCAUGGAGCUGGUCAAGGGUGGAGAUCUUUUUGAUGCAAUUACCUCUACCAACAAAUACACAGAACGUGAUGCCAGUGGAAUGCUUUACAAUCUGGCUAGCGCUAUCAAAUACCUGCAUAGCCUUAACAUCGUGCAUAGGGAUAUCAAACCAGAAAAUCUAUUGGUAUAUGAGCAUCAAGAUGGAAGCAAAUCUCUGAAGCUAGGGGACUUUGGCCUUGCCACGGUAGUAGAUGGGCCUUUGUACACUGUCUGUGGAACACCUACAUAUGUGGCUCCAGAAAUAAUUGCAGAGACGGGAUAUGGACUGAAGGUGGAUAUCUGGGCUGCUGGCGUGAUCACUUACAUUCUGCUCUGUGGUUUCCCUCCGUUUCGUGGGCAUAGCAAUGAUCAGGAUGUCCUAUUUGAUCAGAUACUGAUGGGACACCAGGAAUUUCCAUCACCAUACUGGGACAAUAUUUCAGACUCUGCAAAAGAGCUUAUCACCAUGAUGCUUCAGGUUGAUAUAGAACAACGAUAUUCUGCACAGCAGCUACUGGACCACCCCUGGGUGAAUGAUGAUGGAUUACCAGAAAAUGAGUAUCAGCUCUCAGUGGCAGGAAAGUUACAGAAGCACUUCAAUACAGGCCCCAAACCUAACAACACCACGGCUGGAGUGUCUGUGAUAGCACUGGACCAGGGGUUUACCAUCAACCGAUCAGAGUCAUUGGACUACUACCAGCAACCAGGAAUGUAUUGGAUAAGACCACCGCUCUUGAUAAGGAGAGGCAGGUUUUCCGAAGAAGAUGCAACCAGGAUGUGAGGAGAAGCUAUGUGGUACAAACUAAUGCACCAGAACACAACUCUGAAUCUGAAGAUUACUCACCAAGCUCGUCCGAGACUGUUCGUUCACCAAAUUCUCCCUUUUAAUAAACCCUGUUCCCAUUACCAAGCUCUAAUUGCUUAGUGCAAUUUUAUAAAUCAUUUCUGAAGAAAUAAUGAAUGUUUAGUUAAUUAGCUAGGACGAUGUUGCACUGAUAUAUGAACAGUAUUGAUUCUAGCAUGGUUUAAUGGAAAAGCACAAGGCAUGUGAAGGUGUAGGUGAGUCCAGCUGCUUUGCAAUUCAGCCAUUGUCUGUAUUCUUAACUAUUUAGGUGCUGUAUUUCCCUCGCACCAUGAAAAACAUUGACAUUUUCAGUUUCUGAACUUUUUUUUUGAAAAGAAACAAGUUAUGGUGCAAAAAUUAUACUGUCGUUCAAAGGAUUCUGAAUCUCUGUGAAAGAGAAGUACUUCUCAGUAUACGAAUCCUGAAUUCUUCAAUAUAAUCAGCAUCCAAUGCAUUUUCUAAAGCAACUUUUAUCUAGGUUUCCAGAAUAAGUUGCAACAGUUAAAAUAAUUGUAACAUCCAUGGUAAGUAACCUGAUUACUCUAAAAUGUAGUACGAUAAAACUUGAUUGGACAGUACUUUACAGAGCAUAGAAUGGUGAGAUAGGUGACUAGGAUUGUAUCACUGAACAGCAGUAUUGUACGAUAUGACAAACUAAAGUAAAGCUCCACAGUUUGAUAUCUAGUUCUUAGGAAAGUAAUGAAAUUUAUGUUAGAAUACUUGUAUCAACUGUGUAAAACAUUCCUAAAAGUGAAAAACUUUCACAUGGAUAAACUUUUACAAUUGUAAAACCUCUGAGACAUCAGGCAAGAAACAUCCAAGGCCAAAAUCUUCCCCACAGACUAUUUUGUAGAACAUUGUAAAAGUUAACUCCUGUGAAAUGUCAUUGCUUUACAGUAGUCAUCAUCUGACUAUGUGUGGUGCAUAAAUACUACAAUAAAUAAACAAGCCAAAUCUGUGAAUAAAUGAUUUAUUGAAAACCAGAAGAAUACAUAAUGGAAGUUGAGUUGUUUCUUAUCAUUCUGAAAGUGGACACUCCAGAAUUUUUUGUGGCUUUGUCUGGUUAUUAAAUAUUCUGCACAAAUUUAUUUAUUUGAACACUUAAGCAAGUGUCAGAGAAUGUCAGAUCAAGAAACCUUAAACUAAAUUGCUUCUGAUACCCAUGUUUCUGAGCUGUUGGUGCAGAGCUUCCUCAGCUCAGCGCUUGAUUUUGAAGCCAGAUCUUGACCAAAGUAAGUCUCUGGACCCAGCUGCCUGUAACUGGGAUCCAGCUGUCACGGGAUUAUCAAAACCAUUGGCAGAGGUACUGGAGCUGGUA